AUGGCGUCAAGUACCCACUCCUCUCGCGUUUCGACCAAACAGCUUUUGGCCACUACGCUGGUUGCCUUAGCAGCCUGCAGCAAUGCUCACGCCGCUGCGACCAACAACUCUACUUCUGUCGAUCACGCUACGUUUGGUGACAUCAGGUCAGGUAGCGACAAGUGUGUUAUCGGAAACCCCAAUGCGGGGGGAGUCACCCGUGAGCAGAUCGACUGGGUGUGGGAGAACACGAUGAAAAAGUACGUCACCACGCCUCAGUUCGGGAACCUCAUCUUCGACCAGCUCGUGAACAACAAGGGCAAGCUCAGCUACUGCGUGCGUUGGGAGAACGAGAAGAAGCUGACCAAGGCCGUGGCAUCCAAGUUCCAAGCCAUGAUCGAGCAGCAGAUCAACCUCUGGAACCGCUGGCUGGUGGGCUACAACUGCUGGCCAAUCGACAAAAUCGACGUCACGGUGGUGGGCUUUGCCGUGCGCGACAAGUCGAUCAUGGACUGGGACGACGACUCGCUGGGCACUAUCUACGAGGGUAUUCUGGACCAGGAAGGCAACCCCAAAUGUCCAGAUGAAUGCUACAAGCACCGAGGGCAAGCUGCGAGCGCUGAUACGAGUGAGUGCAAGGGUGCGCCGUUCGAUAUGUCGCUAUGGCCGUCGGUAUCACCGGGAGAAAAUGCUGUCGGCACAGACGGCGACUGGGGCCAACGCAUCGAAGUGAACCAUUUCCUGGAAAAUCUGGACCAGGAGCAGCAAAUGGUCAUGCUGCACGAGAUUGGUCACGGCUUCGGUUUGCCGGAGAUGUACGUGUCUGAGAACAAACCUGCCGACUAUCCUGCUUGUGUGAUGGAUGAAGGUGCCACGCUGACGGAGGGCGAUGGCUGGUUGCUUCGCAGCGUCUUGGAGAAUAUUAGAUCUCGCUUGAACUACUAAGCAAGAUUGAGAAUCGCCCGUGAUGUAGUGGGCUGACCGCUGGAUGAUAAAAUAACGUUGAUGUUUGUGUUGCCUG
Messenger RNA from Phytophthora nicotianae INRA-310, 1000 nucleotides. RefSeq lists its product as hypothetical. The record is from RefSeq and is a predicted model, not a curated record. The transcript has a single exon. The coding region runs from base 1 to 924 and encodes 307 amino acids. NCBI's taxonomy places the organism in Eukaryota, Oomycota, Peronosporomycetes, Peronosporales, Peronosporaceae.